AUGAGAUAUGUGUCGCUGUCGGAUUCGAACGAUGAUGACUGCGUCAAUGCAAACCAUGAAAUUGCAGCAACUCGUCCGAUUUUGAGAAGCGGCAAGUUACCAGAAAGACGGAAAUAUCUGAUGGCAGGUGCGACUAUUAUGACAGUUUUCCUAAUUUAUGUCAUUCUAAAAAGCGACAAGUCAUCCAUUCCCAUUAGACUUUCUAAGGAAGAAUUAUUGAAAAUUGAGGAAAACUAUCGGAAGCAAGACUUGAUUAAAAAAGAGGUUGAAAUGAAACUCGACCACAUUGAUAACAUCAAGGCUAAUAAUUCUGAUAAAUUACCGCCACGAAAAUUUACUGGUAAAACCGCAUAUACGAUGUGUCGAUCUGGCGCCGGCAAUUGCGUGCAACGUUACGCCAGGAUAUUCCCAUUCCUUGUGGCGGCUCCCAAAUACAAAUUGAUGGCAUGCUUGAUCCAAAAAAGUAUGGCCACAGUGAUGUCGGCAAUCAUGUGUUAUCUGUUUCGUGAAAAGGAAUUUAUCAGUCACGGACGUAGCAUACUUAGUGAAUUCGCCAAUAAUAACUUUUGUGAGAAGAAGAAUAAACACGGAGACGUAGAAGGAAUGAAAAUACAUUUGAAUAUCACGGAUCUUUCUGCAUGGAAAUUUAUAAUGGUGACUCGGGAGCCAGUGGAUCGUUUCCUGUCGGGUUUUCUCGAUCGCUGCAUACGAGCUGGAGAUUCAUGCAACGGUUGCGGAAACAAUAUGACAUGUUUUCUUGAGACAGAGUAUGAGAGAGCACUAGAUUUCGCCUACGCCGAGAGGAUGCAUUUUGAAAAACCGACUCUUUCUUUUGAAGAUCUUCACAUAUUUCCACAAACUUGGCACUGCAGUAUGCAAAGGCAUUACGAUUACAAAUUUAUACGAUACUCAAGUGAUCCAAGUGAAACGCUGUUGGAAGAUUUGUCUCAAGUACUUCGAGCACAAAAUGUUUCCGAUUCUUCAAUCGACUACAUUGCUGAAUCACUGAAGUCUGGUCGAACUUUUCACAGUACAGUAACCAGUUCAGCAAGAGCUUUUCUUGAACAACGUCUUAGAAGCAGCCCAUACUUGAUGGAGUUGCUCGUUCGGUUAUUUUAUCACGAUUAUAUAAUGCUAGGCUAUGAAAUGCCUAAAUUAGAUUUUGAUGCAUAG
Messenger RNA from Cylicocyclus nassatus, 1173 nucleotides. The record is from the annotation of a GenBank genome assembly. Lineage: Eukaryota; Metazoa; Nematoda; Chromadorea; Rhabditida; Strongylidae.